AUGUUGACCAAGCAGACCUCCUCUUCCCGCAAGCCCUCUCAUGACGCCGCAGAGUUGGCAGCGCUUGGUGUAUCGGAUGAUGUUCUACGUGGCUACUCAUAUGACCUCAAGCUGAUCCAGCCCAGCGACAUCGAUUGCAUCUGGCAGUGUCUGCAGGAACCAGGAAACAGGCCGGUCUUCGAAGACGUGUACCAUGAGGCAUGCGACGACAAGAAUCGAUUACUGGCCAUAAUGGCAGACGACUCGCAACGGCCCGGUACUAUAACCUUCAGCGUCAUCAGUAAAUGCACUCAGAUUGUUAUCGGCCUGGCUCGAAUACACACCGUCAGCGUAGAAUUAGCGGAGAUAGCAUAUUUCCCUCCUGGCCACCUGCAAGCCUACACUAUCGACAUAGCCUUGAUGCUGGGAACAACCGUCUUCGAGUACAUGAACUUCGAGCGCUUCGAGGCUCGAACCAAAGCCCAGCAUGCAGAAGACCCUCAUGGUAGUAAUGCCGGCAUCCGGACUUUUGAUCUCUCAAGCAUUCUUCGACGGCAGCAUCUCGACUUGGCACGGAGUCAACGGUCUGACUUGAUGGUUAUCACGGUUCGAGACUGGCCGAGCCAUAAGGUGGUAUAUGUGGCGUGGUUGGAGGCCUUCUUCGUCCCGACUGGCCCCCGAGAUAGUCGUUUUGAUGGGCCUACACCUCAGGGUGACUACAAGAUUGGAGAAUGA
Messenger RNA from Recurvomyces mirabilis, 714 nucleotides. RefSeq lists its product as uncharacterized. Lineage: Eukaryota; Fungi; Ascomycota; Dothideomycetes; Mycosphaerellales; Teratosphaeriaceae. The record is from RefSeq and is a predicted model, not a curated record. The coding region runs from base 1 to 714 and encodes 237 amino acids. The transcript has a single exon.